CUGCGGCGCCUGGCGGAGCGGAAGCGCGACGGGAGGAGCAGACGCGGGGCGGGCGGGGCCGGCGCGGGGCGGCCGGAGCAGGCGCCGCACAGCACGGCAGGCAUCAUGACUCCCAUGAGGACCCAGCACUCGCUGGCAGGUCAGACCUACUCAGUGCCCUUCAUCCAGCCAGAACUGCGGCGAGAGGAGGCCAUCCAGCAGGUGGCAGAUAUCCUGCAGUACCUACAGAAGGUCUCUGGAGACAUCUUUAGCAGAAUUUCCCAGCGAGUAGAGCUGAGCCGGAGCCAGCUGCAGGCCAUUGGGGAGAGGGUCUCCUUGGCCCAGGCCAAGAUUGAGAAGAUCAAGGGCAGCAAGAAGGCUAUCAAGGUGUUCUCCAGUGCCAAGUACCCAGCUCCAGAGCGCCUGCAGGAGUACAGUUCCAUCUUCACAGGUGCUCAGGACUCUGGCCUGCAGAGACGCCCCCGCCACAGGAUCCAGAGCAAGCACCGCCCCCUGGAUGAGCGGGCCCUGCAGGAGAAGCUGAAAUACUUCCCUGUGUGUGUGAACACCAAGCCAGAGCCUGAGGAUGAGGCUGAGGAGGGGCUCGGGGGUCUUCCCAGCAAUAUCAGUUCCGUCAGCUCCUUGCUGCUCUUCAACACCACUGAGAACCUGUAUAAAAAGUAUGUCUUCCUGGAUCCCCUUGCUGGUGCUGUAACAAAGACCCAUGUAAUGCUGGGGGCAGAGACAGAGGAGAAGCUAUUUGAUGCCCCUUUGUCCAUCAGCAAAAGAGAGCAGCUGGAACAACAGAUGCCAGAGAACUACUUCUAUGUGCCCGACUUGGGCCAAGUGCCUGAGAUCGAUGUGCCGUCCUACCUGCCAGACCUGCCAGGCAUCGCCGACGACCUCAUGUACAGUGCUGACCUGGGUCCCGGCAUUGCCCCCUCUGCCCCUGGCACCAUUCCAGAGCUGCCCACCUUCCACACAGAGGUGGCUGAGCCUUUCAAGCAAAACCUAGAAGAUGGGGUGCUAACAGCACCCCCACCACCUCCACCCCCACCUCCACCUCCCCCAGCUCCAGCAGUACUGCUCAGCACUCCCCCACCCCCACCCCAGACUGCAGCCUCUCUAGGUCAAGGCACCAAGGAAGAUGACAGCAAUGUGUCUCCUUCAGCUCCAGUCCAGGGAGCGCCCAAGGAGGUGGUUGACCCCUCCAGUGGCCGGGCCACUCUGCUCGAGUCCAUCCGCCAGGCUGGGGGCAUCGGCAAGGCCAAGCUCCGCAGUGUCAAGGAACGCAAGCUUGAGAAGAAGAAACAGAAGGAGCAGGAGCAAGUGAGAGCCACAGGCCAAGGCGGGGACCUGAUGUCAGAUCUCUUUAACAAGCUGGUCAUGAGGCGCAAAGGAAUCUCCGGGAAAGGACCUGGGACGGGGGCCAGCGAGGGGCCAGGAGGAGCCUUCGCCCGAAUGUCAGACUCUAUUCCGCCUCUGCCUCCCCCACAGCAGCCACCUGGGGAGGAGGAUGAGGAUGACUGGGAAUCCUAGGGGCUCAGCCACUCCUUCCUCCCCAAAACCCAAGCUGAGGCUCUCACCCUCACAUGGAAAUAGCUGGGAUGGGCUCCCUGGCCUGCAGGUCUCUCAACCGCUGCUGCCCUUGGAGGAAUGGGGAUCAUGGAGGGCUGUCCCAAGUCUGCCUGGACCAUCUUCAAGGAGUAGGGAGGCUGGCUUCUGAGCGUGGUGGGAGGAGGCCCUCGUUCUGCCUGUGCUCUAUGCACCUCCUUCACCAGCGUGCCCUUUUCUUCCCUAAGAGACUCUGGGAUACAACAGUACACAAAUCAAUAAAGAAGUAUAAUGCAGAACUGA
Molecule: messenger RNA, 1836 nt
Organism: Pteropus alecto (black flying fox)
Lineage: Eukaryota; Metazoa; Chordata; Mammalia; Chiroptera; Pteropodidae
Gene: WASHC1
Product: WASH complex subunit 1
Exons: 11
Coding region: 106-1518 (470 amino acids)
Biological process (GO): retrograde transport, endosome to Golgi; exocytosis; Arp2/3 complex-mediated actin nucleation
Cellular component (GO): early endosome; WASH complex; recycling endosome
Molecular function (GO): gamma-tubulin binding; alpha-tubulin binding; actin binding
Source: RefSeq, a predicted model, not a curated record